Messenger RNA from Solanum lycopersicum (tomato), 768 nucleotides. The record is from RefSeq and is a predicted model, not a curated record. NCBI's taxonomy places the organism in Eukaryota, Viridiplantae, Streptophyta, Magnoliopsida, Solanales, Solanaceae.
CUACAAAAUAUGCAAAAUAAAACACACAAAAGAUAUUUGUACUCAUUUUCGAUAUUCAGAAGCCCAGUAAACUUUCAGUAAAAAAUAUUAUUCAGAUUCCGGCGGCUUCCCGGCUGUUCGCCGACCAAAAGCCAGUAAUAGCAAAACCCAGCUCCGGUCACAUGGACAUGCCAAAAGGAGACAAACUUGUUCUAAGGGGUUUAAAAUUUCAUGGAUACCAUGGGGUGAAGCAAGAGGAAAGGAAGCUUGGUCAGAAGUUCCUGGUAGAUGUUGAUGCUUGGAUGGAUCUUCGAUCUGCUGGUGAAUCCGACUGCUUGUCCGAUACUCUAAGUUAUACUGAUAUAUACAGUUUCUUGGAUAUUCCAUCAUACAUGGGAAUUUUGAUGCCACUGCUAGAGGCUCUUGUAAUCUCCUACUUUCUUGAGGAAACAUUGGACUAUUGCCUAAUUAUUAUUUAUCUUAGAGUAGUUCACUUUGCACCUAAGGGCGGGAUCUAGUGGUCUGGAUCCUGAUAACUCAAGUAAAAUCUCUUGACAGCGUGUGGCAAUAAGAAAAGCCCGAAAUUCCAAUAGCUUAAUCAGUGAUAUAAGGUAACUUUCUAUUGGCGCUAACUGAUCUCCUGGACGGUGUUUGCUUGUAAGUUACAGUUUCUUUUCUUGUCUUACCAAAUCUUAAGAAUAAACAUUUUCACAGAUCAAUUUUCUAGCUUGGUUCGUAUGCUUUUUUUGGCGUGAUCAUUCAUUGGUUCUAUCUUUUAAAUCUACAAAU